AUGGGGAGGAAUUUCUCUUCAUGGACGAACGGAGUUAAUGAUAGUCGGAUGACGACCGAUCGAUAUAUAACAGACAUCCUAGAAUCCCAUGUGGUUCCAUACGGGCCUUUUAUUGGUGAGAAUUUCGUGCUAAUGCAUGACAACGUCAGACCGCACACUGCCAGGAUAGUGCAAGAAUAUCUUGAGGAAGUAAAUAUUGUGUGGGAUCACCUGGCUAGGGGAGUCCAGCAGCGUCAAGCUCCGUUCAGAGCCCUUAAUGAAACAAUCCAACAUGAAAUAACCAUAACUUGGAACAACAUGGAGCAAGAAUAUAUACGUAGAUUGUUUGAAAGUCUACCAAGACGAAUGCUGGCUGUAAUAAGAGCAAGAGAGGGAAAUACAAGAUACUGA
This is a messenger RNA of Sitophilus oryzae (rice weevil), 390 nucleotides long. RefSeq lists its product as uncharacterized. The transcript has a single exon. Lineage: Eukaryota; Metazoa; Arthropoda; Insecta; Coleoptera; Curculionidae. The record is from RefSeq and is a predicted model, not a curated record. The coding region runs from base 1 to 390 and encodes 129 amino acids. Gene Ontology annotation, molecular function: nucleic acid binding.